AUGCAAUUAUCACUGUCAUUCAAGUCAUUCAUAUUCUUCCUCUACUUCUCUCUAAUCACCACAUCAGCUUAUCAAUUGACCUUCAACGAGAUAACCAACAAUAUGGCUGAUAAAGACGUCAUCGUGCAAUUUAAGAAAUCAUCUUCUACCGAGGAAAGACAAAAGAUCAUCCAAGAGCUUAAAGCUAAAGGAGCAACUGUCGUCAAAGAUGAUAAUAUCAAUUCCAAGAUCCUCCCAUUCAUAACUGUUCGCCUCCCCGAAUCGGACUUUUCAACUCUCCAAGCUGAUUUCGGAGGUGAUCACGAUGUGGUAGAGAAUGUUGAGGCCGACCAAGUGGUCACCACUCAAUAA
Kwoniella botswanensis is the source of this 351-nucleotide messenger RNA. RefSeq lists its product as uncharacterized. The transcript has 5 exons. Bases 1 to 351 code for a protein of 116 amino acids. Lineage: Eukaryota; Fungi; Basidiomycota; Tremellomycetes; Tremellales; Cryptococcaceae. The record is from RefSeq and is a predicted model, not a curated record.